Xylona heveae TC161 is the source of this 2799-nucleotide messenger RNA. RefSeq lists its product as hypothetical. Gene Ontology annotation, cellular component: plasma membrane. The transcript is spliced from 5 exons. The record is from RefSeq and is a predicted model, not a curated record. Bases 1 to 2799 code for a protein of 932 amino acids. NCBI's taxonomy places the organism in Eukaryota, Fungi, Ascomycota, Xylonomycetes, Xylonales, Xylonaceae. Gene Ontology annotation, biological process: actin filament organization; cell motility.
AUGGCUGGCCUUUCAGACGGGGUGGAAGGCGAUCUGUUCGACCUCACCGAGCUCGUUCUCGGCCUCGAUAGCGACGAGGAUUCCGUGCGCAAGAUGGCUGCAUUCAAGCUCCAAUCAAGUAUAGGAGAUCCAUCCUUUGCAGAGGUGUUCGUCGCAUCCGGCGGUCUCGUGAGACUACGACAUUUGAUUAUGAAUGCGACGGGAAAUACUCUGGCGUAUGGGCUUACGGCGUUUUCGAGGCUUUUGGACGUCGAUCGCGGCUGGGAAGCUGUGGCAGAGGAUUUGGUUGAGAGGGUCGUCGAGCUGAUCGUAACGCACCCUCUCGUCAAUAUACUUCGGGGCGCAAUGUCGAUUCUUGUCGCCAUCGUUUCACAUUCAUUCGCCGCGGGUCGGUCUUCGCAAGCAUAUUCGUUUGGAUUUAGAGCACUUAAACCUGUCAUCAGCCGUCACCCCAAAUUCCUUGAGACCUUGGUCGGCAAAUUAUCCUCGGCCGACCACGCGCUGUGCGCAAACUCGCUACAAUUGAUCAAUUCGUUGAUGCGGGAUGCGAUCAGCACAGACCCGGAAGGGGAUUGGCAGGGAUUCGUCAAGCGGCUACAAGAAUCAGGCGCGUUUAAAGCAGUGUAUCUAUUGAUGCAAAGCAGUGCAUUACAGGAACUGGCUCAUCCGCUGCUGGAAUUCCAGGCGUUGACCAAAGUGCUUUUGCGGAAAUGGCGGAAUGUCAUGGUCGACCCAGCAAGUUCGGAACAUAGGAAGGCACUGAAGGGAGUGUAUCUAGCCAGCAACCCGACCCCUCCUGGAACCGCCUCAGACGACGGCGACACAAAGAGAAGCCGAAAGAGCCAUCCAGAAAAAUGGCGUCGACUCGGUUUCGAGUCUGAAGCUCCGGCGAUAGAAUUUGCCGAAGUAGGCGUCCUCGGAAUGUUGGAUCUGGCAGAUUAUGCGAACAAGCGCCAAGAAGAACUUCAAAAGUUACUUUUGGAAGAGUUGGCGUUGCCCCAGGAUCAGCGAUGUCCUGUUGCCCGAGCGAGCAUUGCCGUUACUUUGAUUCUGUACGAGCAUUUUGAGAUUGACAAGUCAGAGAUUGAAGACGCCAAGGGCUACAUUGCUUUUGAGUCGCGAACGUCUUUUGAGAAACUCUUCCGGCCACUGCUUCUUCAGUGGCCUAGACUGCACAAUAGCGCUCUGGAAGCCUUUUUCCGCCUAUGGAAAACCACUGGAGCCGAACAGGUGGACUUUGAGAAAAUAGUGGAUCUAGUGCGCAUCCUUGUUGACCAGGUCGUCGGCCAGGCUGCACGGACAGCUGAUCUCGACGAGGUGCGAGAGGAAUUCGCAGCAUUUGACUGUGCAAAAUUGAGAGAGAUUCAAAUGGAGCUGCUGGAAAUGGCUUAUGAAGACGUCUGGGGCAAGCACUUGAGGCAAGUUCGUGACGAGCUCGACUACGAAGCUCUACAUUUUGUCAAGGAACAACGAAUCAGAUGUUUACUCCAGGGCGCCUGGUUUCCUGGCGCACCAGACCCCAACCCCUCGAAUGGGCCUGUAAAGCCGCAAGACCUCUUGCCUGCAUCGUGGCGCUUCGUCCGACUGUCGCAUAAUCGACGAUAUCUCCACUAUGCGACCUUUAACGAAAAGUCGACGCUGGAUCCGAGUCUAGAGAUGCUUUCUGAAAAGAUCGACCUAUCCAUUGUGUCCUCCGUCGUGUCGAAUUUCGAUCCAAACGACUCGUCCCCGCAAAAGCGGCCAUUGACAACUGCUACAACGAGCAGUUCGUCCACUAUCCACGCCGACCCGGCUACAAACACCGCGGUAAAACCACAACAUACUUCCUCCUCUUUCCCUACAUCAUCUUUCAAUCCAAACCAUGCAACUUCCAAAUCGUCCUCAUCAUCCCUAUUACUCUCCCCAUCAUCCUCAUCAGCAGCUGCGGCUGCGGCUGCGGCUGCUGCUACAUCGUCAGAACUCUACCGCAUCGCCAUCCUCACGCGCACAUCAUCCAACCCACCAGCAUCAGCAUCGUCAAAAUCUCAUUUCCCACAUCCCUCUACCGCCUCUUCCUCCCACCAUUCUAAGCAUAAACAUCAUCCAAGCCAACCCGCCGUCCAAGGCCGUCACACGGGCAUGUCUGCUGGAGCUGCCGUUACUGCUGGUGGUGGUGGUGGUGGUGGUGGUGGUGGUGGUGGAAAAGCACCCGGAACAAGAGGAGGCACAGCCAUUGCAAGUUCUAGCGGACCCGCACCCGCUCCAGAAACCGUCCUGCUCAACCUCUCCACCCCUUCGUCCGACCUCGCGGCCGAGUGGUUCGACUCCUUGCUCAUGCUCCUCGGCCACCCGCCCCUCACGGCCCACACGCAUCGUCUUAUCGAGCUGAUUGCUUCGUAUGGAUUGAAGAUACGACUACUUAAUGUCCGGUAUGAUGCGCAUUCUCUGUCCCCGUCCACGUCCCAUUUUGGAUCUACCUUUGCGUUAAACCGUGAUUAUGAUGAUGUUGAUGAAUAUGGGCACGGGCAUGGUCAUGAUGGCGGUGGUGGCGGAGUUGGGGGGGCGGUUGGUGGUGGUGGAGGAGGAGGAGGAGGAGCAAGAGGAGAAGGAGUAGGAGUAGGAGGCAGCAGAGAAGUCAAGACUAGAGGUGCAGGCGCAGGCGGGAUAAACCCACGUGCAGGGACAGCAGAUGAUUACGCGUCAGGCGUUCUCCUCCUCCCGCAAGUCCCGAGCCGCGAAGGCCUGGAUGAUGAUUACUGGUAUGAGGAUUUUGGAGGAGGCGGCGGCGCCGGUGGCGGUGCGGGUGCAAUUGAGGCUUGA